CGAGGAGUAACCAACUGACACAAUGAUCAGAUUUAGGUUUAAAUCGAGAUAGCGCUUACAGCCUAAACAUCGCAAUGAUGGGUUUUUUACAAUUGUUCAUUGUUCUUACUUCCUACACGGUUGUUGCAAAAGCCGUGCACAUACCAAUUGUCAAAGAUGCCACUUUCGACAGUCGCUGCAGCCAACUUCUUCAACAGCUUGCUAAUGGAUUUAAACCUCAUAUUCAAUUCGCAUGCGAGUGUCUAAUUACGGAUCUACAACAAACCACAACGGAUCUCAAUGGACAAAUCAGCACGCUGCAACAAGAGGCCUCAAGCCUGACGGCACAAAUGGUCAUCGCUCAGCAAAACUUGGCAACUGCUGUACAACAAGUAAAUGCCGUUUGUCCAGACACAUCUGCAUUACAAGCUAGCUGCUCGAAUUCCAACUACCAUUUCGAACAGUCUGCCGAUGGUUGUACAGCCAUCUGUUUUCUCAUCGGCGCCAGCAGUGUGAACUACGCAGCCGCAGAAGCGGUUUGUGCAGCGACUGGUGGCGCCCUCAUCACUCUCGACAACCUGAAGAAGAACGCCUUGAUGAUCGAUACGAUCAGAACAUCUACGUUGAAAGAUAGAAGCUUCUGGAUCGGCCUCAAGUUCGUCAAUAAUAACUGGGUGUGGCAAGCAAAUGGUAACCAAGUGACCUUCACAGACUGGGCGAACGGCGAACCCGAUGAACCUAACCCCGGUCUCCAACAAAACUGCGGGUCCUUGAACAGAGUCCAACAACAUCGCUGGUUCGACCGGGGAUGCAGCUUUACUACUGCGAAUGUCGCCCUCUGUGAAAUUACCAUGUAGUUACUCAAUUUUGCUGACUGAAGAUGUUAACUGAAGUUGUUAAUAGAAUAAAAGUUUACAGCAAUUUUA
Molecule: messenger RNA, 905 nt
Organism: Gigantopelta aegis
Lineage: Eukaryota; Metazoa; Mollusca; Gastropoda; Neomphalida; Peltospiridae
Product: tetranectin-like
Exons: 6
Coding region: 75-836 (253 amino acids)
Molecular function (GO): signaling receptor activity
Source: RefSeq, a predicted model, not a curated record